AUGAUAUCUCUAACCCAGCCUUUUAUCUCCCUGAAUACAGAUAUAGUAACUCCAAACGGUUUGAAUGUAAAAAAGUUCUCUGCUAUGCAUGAGUUUCAGAAUCUGCACGCCCAAAGUAAGAAUCGCAUACAAGAGUUUAUCCGGGGACAUUUUUACGGGCACCUAGACUUCAAUUUGGACAAGACCUUGUUUUUCUUCAUUGCUGGGCGCUAUGAGUUCUCUAACAAAGGAGCUGAUGUUUUUUCUGGAGGCCUUGGCAAGACUCAACUACCUUCUAAGGGUGAAUCAGAGUGAUGUGACGGUGGUGGCAUUUUUCAUUAUGCCUGCACGGACUAAUAAUUUCAAUGUGGAAACCCUGAAAGGUCAAGCCGUACGAAAACAGUUGUGGGAUACAGCCAAUGCAGUAAAAGAAAAAUUUGGAAAGAAAUUGUACGAGUCACUGUUAGUAGGGAAUUUACCUGACAUGAACAAGAUGCUGGAUAAAGAAGACUUCACUAUGAUGAAGAGAGCUAUUUUUGCUACACAGAGACAGUCAUUCCCUCCAGUCUGCACACACAACAUGCUCGAUGACUCUACUGACGCAAUCUUAAACACUAUUCGAAGGAUCGGUCUUUUCAACAGUAGUGCAGAUCGCAUAAAGGUAAUUUUCCAUCCAGAAUUCCUCUCCUCUACAAGCCCACUUUUACCAGUAGAUUACGAGGAGUUUGUGCGUGGAUGUCACCUUGGGGUCUUCCCUUCUUACUAUGAACCCUGGGGCUACACGCCUGCUGAAUGUACUGUGAUGGGGAUCCCCAGUAUUUCCACCAACCUGUCUGGAUUUGGGUGUUUCAUGGAGGAGCACAUCGCUGAUCCCUCUGCCUAUGGAAUUUACAUCUUAGACAGGCGUUUCCGCUCGGUGGAUGAUUCCUGCACUCAGCUCACGUCCUUCCUGUACAGCUUUUGCCAGCAGACACGACGCCAGCGCAUCAUUCAGAGAAACCGCACAGAACGCUUGUCUGACCUCCUUGAUUGGAAGUACUUGGGCAGGUAUUACACGUAUGCCCGACACAUGGCGCUGGCUAAGGCAUUUCCUGACAACUUUACAUAUGAACCCCAUGAACCCACUGGUGCCGCAGGGUUCCGUUAUCCACGUCCAGCAUCUGUGCCACCCUCUCCUUCUCUGUCCCGCCACUCCAGCCCACAUCACAGUGAAACAGAAGAUGAUGAGAGAUAUGAUGAGGAAGAAGAGGCAGAGAAAGAUCGCCAGAACAUCAAGUCGACGGCCAUGUCCUCUGUGGGGCCAGUUCCUGAGUGGCGUAAACGCUCCCAAAAAGGGCUCAAUAGAUGCCAGCUACUCUAGUAAUGCUAGCAACGCAAGCACUCCCACCAACCCCAGCAGCCCAAGUGACCUCAGCAGCCCUACCAGUUCUCUCAUUGAGGAGAGGAACUAA
Staurois parvus is the source of this 1430-nucleotide messenger RNA. NCBI's taxonomy places the organism in Eukaryota, Metazoa, Chordata, Amphibia, Anura, Ranidae. The record is from the annotation of a GenBank genome assembly.